Molecule: messenger RNA, 5761 nt
Organism: Penaeus vannamei (Pacific white shrimp)
Lineage: Eukaryota; Metazoa; Arthropoda; Malacostraca; Decapoda; Penaeidae
Source: RefSeq, a predicted model, not a curated record
AUUACAAACACUUUUGCAGCAAACAUGAGCCGGGCAAUAGAUCGAUUGUCAUAUCUACAUGCCAGUGACUAUGAGUUUGUACCAGACUUGGCAAGUACGUUUGAUCCAUGUAAGAAUCUGAAUGAUGUCUUCCAAUCCAUCCCUAUUGAGGAGGUUGAUGUCGAGAAUCUCAAAGUUUACCUGAGAGUAAGACCAAGUCUGCGAGAUGAACAACAAGCAAAUGAGGAUACGCAUGUUGAUAUAUUGGACAACCACAGCAUCAUCCUUACAGCCCCUGCUUCCUCAAACACUUUCAAGAAUAGCACAAAUGGCAUUACAAAACUCAGUCAAAAGUUCACAUUUUCUCAAAUCUAUGGGCCAACCAUAAACCAGAAAGAGUUAUUUAAUGGAUCCACCUUAGGACUAGUGAAGGAUUUUAUAAAUGGACAAAAUUGUUUACUGUUCACUUAUGGAGCAACAAACUCAGGGAAAACGUUUACUGUACAGGGUACACCUAAUGAUGCUGGUAUUUUACCUCGUGCUCUUGAGGUGCUUUUCAACACAGUAGGGGAGCAGCAGUAUGAAGCUAAUGACCUCAAACCGCGCUAUUUUUGUGGUGUGUCGCGCCUCGAAGAAAGUGAUAUCAAAAAGGAAGAAGAGAAGAAAGAGAGAAUCUUCAAGAUAACUUCUGAUCUAGGCUCAACUUUCUCUCAGUCAACAAUGAGCCUUUCAAAAAUUUCCUUUGGAGACUGCUCUCUUAAUACCUCAGAUCCAUCAGCAGCCAGCGAUAUUAGUAGAGUUUCAUCUGUCAUUGAUAACCGAUGUCAGGAUGAUACAGCUCUUGAGGUGGACAAUUCAGAAAACACUGUGUAUGCUAUUUUUGUCUCAUUUGCUGAGAUUUAUAAUGAAUAUAUCUAUGACUUGUUAGAGAAAAUGCCAACGUGCAAAAAGAAUAAACGUAACCCACUAAUGUUGGGAGAAGAUAGGAAUAGUGCCAUUUAUGUAAAAGGCCUACAGGAAGUGAGAGUCCGAAGUGCUGAGGAGGCCUGGAAACUUUUAGAGAUUGGUCGCCAAAACCUUCAUUUUGCUGCAACCAGACUAAACCAUAAUUCAUCUCGUUCACAUUGCAUCUUCACAAUUAAGCUGAUCAGGAUGGCUGAUUCCCAGAAUCCUCAUGUUGCGAGGGUGUCUAUGUUGUCAAUGUGUGACCUUGCUGGUGCAGAGCGGGCAGGAAAGACGCAUGGAAGCCAUGACCGCCUAAAGGAGGCAGGAAACAUUAACUCCUCUCUCCUUGUGCUAAGUCGGUGUAUUGAGGCUUUAAGGCGAAACCAGAUGCAGAAAGGUAACAAGAAGCGUGAGGUCCCCGUCCCAUACCGUGACAGCAAAUUGACACGGCUAUUUCAGAGUUUUUUCCUCGGACGGGGAAAGGCUGCAAUGAUUGUGAACAUCUCAAAAACUCCUCUUCUUUUUGAUGAGACUCUUCAGGUCUUGAAGUUUUCUGCUAUUGCUAAACAGGUAGCAAUCAGCCAAGCUAAGGAAUCAGAGUGCCAGGUUAAAAUACCUAAACGCAACAGUCACUUUUCAAAGUUCAUUCGCCAGUCCUUCAAUAGUUCAGGACGCUUAUCUGUUCCAUGGGCAAAAGAUGAAGGAGAAGUGACCUUUGGAGAAAGUGAAAAGGGAGAUGAUGAAGUCAUGGAGACAGUCAAGGAAGAGGAAGAGGAUGAGGAUGAAAGAUAUGAGGCACUGGUACAACUCAUUUCCAGCUUAAAGGAUGAACUGAUGAAAGAGCACAAAGAAAAGGUGGAAAUGGAAGAGCGCAUAAGAGAGGAACUUUGCGCAGAGUUUUCCCAGCAGCUCGUAGAGAUUGAAAACAGUUGGAGUCAACGCCUGAAGAAUCAGCAGGCCCGGUCUGAAGAACUUACAGACUAUAGGAUCAAUGCACUUAUGAAAUCCGCCAAGAAAAUUAACAGCCGAAAGCGUGUCCGCCCAGAAGAUGAUCCAGAUGAGGAGUACGUGUCUUCAAUACUGCUCCAUCGAGAGGAACAAAAAGUCCAAGAACAAGCAACAUAUAUAGAAGAGUUGGAAACCGAGAAAAAACUCAUGGCAGAUGAAGUUGAGGCAUUGAAGACCUCGCAAAAGAAAACAAGUGAAUUGCUGAUAAGAUCCCAAGAGGAGAACUCCAGGUUGACUUUCCAGCUUGCACAGCUUACUGCCAGCUUUGACAAAGUUAAUAAAGAAUUGGAAGCAUCGCGGAAACUGAGCAUGACCAUCACUACAGAGAAUUUAGUCGUAGAAGAAUUGAAGCGAAGAGUUGAGGAAAACAAGACAUUGAUCGCAGAACAGGAUGAAGAAAUUAAGGAUUUAAAGGAGAUGCUUAUAGAAUGUGCAGAAGAGUUCACAGCAAAGCAGCAGGAAUGUUCCACUCUUGCAAAGUCUCUUGAAAUGAGUGAAAACACCCUUGCAAAGCAGCUGGUAAGUAUCAGUGAGCUGGAGAACCAAAUCUUGGAGGCUCGGUCGAUAGUCAGCCAAUAUGCUGCACAACUGGAAGAAAGGGAGCAGCAUACAGCAGAGUUAAGAGAACAGCUUGACGCUUCUAAGAAUGUAGAGCAGCUGUUUGCUGAAAUGAAAGAUCUACAAGACAUUGCUGAAGCUCAAAAGAAAAAAGUGUGGAUACUUGAGAAGAAAUUGUCUGACAAAGAACACGAGUUGAAUGAAGCUCUUAAGAAAAAGGAGAAUGCUGUUCACCAGAAGGAAAAGAUAGAAGAGGAUUAUCUUAGAGAUAAGAGUAAACUGCUUUUGGAACUUGCUGAUCUGAAACGAUGUGGACCUCAGAAAACAUUGGCUUCAAAAGAAUCCGAUGAAGACUUGCAACUCCAUAUCAAAAUAACAGAAUUGGAAAAACAGAAGGAAGAAUUAGAAAUAGAGAAAGGUCAGAUAAAGAAUCAGUUAACAGAAUCAAAAGAUUUGUUUGCACACCUGCAGACAGCCAAUAGUAAUCUUGAAAGCCACUUUGAUACAAUACAAAAGGAGAAUGAAAAGCUGAAGGAAACUGUUGAUGAGCUGAGCUCCAAACUGGUGCAUGUACAAGAAGAAAGAGCUGAAGAUCAGUUAGAUAUUUCAGCUCAGAGAGCAACAACUGCUGAAGCUGUCAGUCAGGUGCAUGAUUAUCAGAAGGAAUUGAAAGAAAAAGAUGAGCAAAUUAGUCUUUUAAAUCAAGAAAUUCAGGACUUACAGUCACAGAUGAAGUUAUUAGAGGAGAAGAGUAAUGACAAGGACCUCAAGGAAGAAUUCAAGAAGCUUCAGGAGCAUUCAGAAGUUUUGUCCACAGAGCAAAAUGAAUUGCAAGAAAAUGUUCAUAAACUAAAAGCAGAAAUAGCCACCCAAAAGGAAGAAAUUGAUCAUCUGAAACAGUCCACAGUUCCAAAGGAAGAGCUCUUGCAGAUGAAAGAAGAGCUUGCAAAUAGAUUAGAGGAGGUAGGCAUUCUUCAAAAAGAAAAAGAACAGCAGCAAAAGGCAUUAGAUACCAAGAAAGAGGAACUUGAAGAGACAAAUUGUCUUCUAAAGACUAUGGAAGAAGAAAAGCAUUCAUCAGUAGAGAAACUUACAAUGGAUGUAUCAGAUAAGAAUUCCAGAAUUGAAGAUUUGGAAAAGGAAAUUGAGCUCCUGAAAUCAGAAACGGAAAAUGAUAUGAAGUAUUUAUCUCAAGUACAAGAUCUUGAAACUCAAUUAAAGGAUAUGAAGUUGCAAAUGGAGGAAAUUUUGUCUAGUAAGUCACAGUUAGAAGAAGAGGCACAGGUAAAAAACAGUAAGAUUGAGGAACAGGAUUCUGAAAUUUGUAAACUAAGAGCUGAAAUUCAGGUUAAGGAUGAAGAGAAGAAGGCAUUCCUUGAGGAGGUGCAAACUGAAUUAGAUGAUCUCAAGAAAGAAAAGGAAAGAUUAGAAGGAACGCUAACAUCACAGCAAAAGGAAACGGACAGAACUAUUGAGCAGAUUAACUUAAAGAAGACAGAGUUAAUUGAAGAGAUCAGCAAUCUAAAAUUGGCUCUACAGGAAAUGGAAAAUUGCAAAUCCACAUUAGAAUCGCAGCUCUCUGAACUCCCAGAGCUACAAGAAAGAGAAAAGGUGAUGAAGAUUCAUUUAGAAGAAAUGCAACAAGAGAAAAGUUUGUAUGAGAAAAAAUUGUUGGAACAGAAGGAAUCUACUGAAUGUAAGGAAAAAUUGAAUGAGCAAGAGGAACUUCUAGCAUCCCUAACUAAAGCAAAUGAAGAGCUCAAGGUAAAGCUUUCCGAAAUCGAAGGCUUAAACAAAACUCUUAAUGAACAGUUUAAAGAGAAAGAAGAGGUCAUUGCUUCUCUAAAUGCAAAGGUUGAAUCAUUAGACUACAAGCUGACACAGGCAGAGGAGGAGCUAGAAGCAAAAAGAUGCGAAGGUUCCCAAAGUUUAAAGGAGGCCAGAGAAAGAUAUGACAUCCUGGAAAAGGAAGUGCGAGCAGUCAGAGAGGCUCGUCAGGAGGAGAUCACCCAACACAGAAGCCAGAAAGAUUUCCAGGAACAACAGCUCCAGCAGAAAGACGAAGAAAUCAAAUCACUGCAACAAGAGGUCAAGAAGCUUCUCCAGCAAUCCAUAUCUACCAUAUCCAACACCAGUCAGAUAACUAUUCCAGAAACACCAAAAGUUAAGAAGGAAUCUGUAGAGCUUGAUGAGGACAUCUUAGCACUAAAGGAGCAGUUCAGGCUAAGUGAAGCACAGAAAGAUGCCCUGCGUCAGGAAGUUUCAGGCUUGAAAACCCAGUUGGAAAAGCUGUCGUUAGCAUCUGAUACUUCAUUAUUCCACUGUCCAACAACUAUAGAUUCAUCAAAACGGUCUGUGGAGUGCAACAACAGCCAGUCAGAUGUAGAAAGCAUAACAACUCCAUGUGGUCGUGCAACAAGAAAUCGGAAAGGAAAUCCUCCACUUCCGACUCCAAGUGAAUCUUUGCACUUAGUCCUGGAUACUACAGAGGGCGAUGGAAGCUAUUUCCUUUCCCCAACUUCAGUCAGUACUGGCAGUAAUAAGAGAGCAGAGAAGCCACAGAGGACCUCGAGGCGCAUCCAGAGCAAAAGAAAUGUGUAUGAUAACUCCUUUGAGAAUCAGGAAUCCUCAUGGAAACCUUCAAAAGGUGGUAAUGAUGAUGAGGAGGAGGAUGAAGUUUGGGAGCCUCCUGCACCAGCGGGUAAACAGCCCAGAACUACAAGAAAGACUAGGGGACGUAAAACUAAAUCCCAUGUCUAUAACCCACAUACAGACCAAGAGAAUAAAAGCAGUUUGGCAAAUAAGGCAGUGGACAGCCAGGCUUCUGAUAAUGGAGAAGACUUCAAAACCCCAGUACAGAGACGUAGACGACAGUUAUACAACUCGACUGUAGAAGAACCUUACGAGUGCUCUCCAAAUAUGAUUGAACUUCCUCCAGUUCAGGAUAGCCCACAUACUGUUGUCAGGCGACAGCUGAGGAGCAAAAAAAAGAAAUGAAUUACCCUUAAUCUUCUUUUAUCUGUCAACUUUUUAAUAUUUUUCUUCAUAUAUAUAAAGGAAACUUUUUUAUGUGUAGACCUAACAUUUCUGUAUUUCAUGUGUACUAUAUCAACUAUAUAUAUGUGAAAUACAUUUGUAAUGUUAUUGAGAACUAUAAUUGAUAGUAAAUUAAGCAAAUUUUUGUUUUGUAACAUUGCAUAGCGGAUCCAGAUAUGAUAUUGUCUGCCUCCCAAGGAAUACAUGAACAAGCAAAUAUAGAUACCUAAUUCUU